Messenger RNA from Cynoglossus semilaevis (tongue sole), 1799 nucleotides. RefSeq names its product gap junction beta-4 protein-like. Bases 635 to 1408 code for a protein of 257 amino acids. NCBI's taxonomy places the organism in Eukaryota, Metazoa, Chordata, Actinopteri, Pleuronectiformes, Cynoglossidae. The transcript is spliced from 2 exons. Gene Ontology annotation, molecular function: gap junction channel activity. Gene Ontology annotation, biological process: cell-cell signaling. Gene Ontology annotation, cellular component: connexin complex. The record is from RefSeq and is a predicted model, not a curated record.
UUAUUUUGCUUUCUAAAAAAUGAAUUUACUAAAUAUGUCCGACUUGACGCAGCACCACCCAGCCCACAGCCCCCGUCACACUGAUAUUACAGCAUGUACAAACCGUGGAUGGCGUUUCAACACAUGACGUCACGCAAGUUCUAUCAUUAAGUCUGCACCACGUACAAUCACAUCAGUUACACAAAUAGAUCAACUGCUCUCCAUAAAUAGUCUCUCAAGUGAUGUUUGUGCACAGUGUUGAGAGGCUGUGUCACGGGAGGACAUCUGCUGCAAGUAUAAGUUCCAAAAUAUAAAAGCAGAAAAAGAACUAAGAAAAAGAACCUAAACUCUAUAUUAAUUUUUUUUAAUUGUUUUGACCUUUAAUUUUUUUUGUCCCACACUCUCCAACAGACUUUACAAUCUUUCUAGACACAUGGUUUUUUGUUUUGUUUUUAAUAUACGGUACCCUGCUGCAGUGAAUGAGUCUGUAUUUACAUUCUCCAUAUUCUUCCCUCCCCUUCAGCUGGUGCCAAGAAGGCAGAAGUAAUAAUCACUACACCCACGAGCACUUGCUUAGUUUAGUUUGUCCAAGCAUACGAAUUGAACUGAUAGCUCUGACGACAACUGUAGAGUGUCUAAGAUCCAAGACAGCACAAUGAACUGGGGCUUUCUUGAGGGUCUCCUGAGUGGAGUGAACAAAUACUCCACAGCAUUUGGUCGCAUCUGGCUCGCUAUUGUUUUUAUUUUUAGGCUUUUGGUUUUUCUCGUGGCUUGCGAGAAGGUCUGGGGCGAUGAGCAGAAGGACUUUGACUGCAACACCCGCCAGCCCGGUUGCCACAACGUCUGCUAUGAUCACUACUUCCCAGUUGCAUACACGCGCCUGUGGGCUCUCCAGCUGAUCUUUGUCACCUGCCCGUCCCUUCUGGUUACUCUGCAUGUGUCCUACAGGAAGGAACGGGAGCGCAAACACAGACUGAAGUAUGGAGAACACUGCAUUCCGUUGUAUGCCAACACCGACAAAAAGCGAGGGGGCCUUUGGUGGACUUACUUCUUCAGCCUGCUGUUCAAGAUAACGGUGGACGGAGUGUUUGUCUUCCUUCUCUUCUACAUCUACAGGGCGACGUUCUUUCCUCCUGUGGUAAAAUGUGGUGAAGAGCCAUGUCCAAAUGUGGUGGACUGCUACAUUGCCAGGCCCACAGAGAAGAAAAUAUUCACUGUAUUCAUGGUGGUGACGAGCUUCGUGUGCAUCCUCCUCACUCUGUGUGAGGUUUUCUACCUUUGUGGGAAAAGGCUUUGGGAGUGUUGUGGCGGACGGUCUCACCUACUAAGAGAAAACUCAUUCAUGAUGACUGGAGCCCCACGGACUGGGAAGGAAAACUGUGCUGACGAGGAACCAAGCCUUGAAAAGUCAAUGAUGGUCAAUGGGUAACAGGAUAAGAGACUUUAGCCGUCAUCAUAGUAUCUUCUCGAAGAAGAAGAGUACUGUGGCCAAAAUUAAAAAAAAAAAAAAAGUAUGUAUUUUACUGCCUAUAUUGUUAAUUUGAACAGAUUUACUAUAAUAAAAAUGCAUUUUGCUGAAUACUUUUACUGUAUAUUCUUGAAUAAAAAAAAGCCAUUUCUUGAAUUGUUGACUGUUGUUGACUGUAUCCUCCUAUUAAACGUUUAAUGAGCCCAAAUGAACUGAUGUGGUUUCUCCAAAUACAGUACAGUAUAUAUCAACCUAGGCUUGUGUUGCCUAAACGAUCAUAUAAUAAAAAUAAAACUUUUGUUAUUUAAAUCUCAGUUUUUUCAGUUGUUUUAAUAGUGGGCACCACGUGAUG